AUGCUAUUCUACUGUGUGCUAUCCCUCCUAGCGAGCGUGUGCUGGGCGUCGUCCACCUUGGACGCUUCCAAUGGUGGCGUCUGUGCUUUCGUCAGCACACAAGGCGGCAAGAAUGCUUCCGUGACCCUCACAGGGUCCAAGGACGCCGUGCCAGCGCUUAUCUUCCACUACCCUGAUAUCCUCAAUUUCACUUCCAUCCCGUCGAUCGAGCAUUGGUUCGUGGAAUACGAACACAAGGAUGUGCUCUAUGAGGGGGUUGUCGAUUUCGACAACAACCAAUUCGUGGUCAAGCCAUACGCAGACAGACCGGUCGACAGCGCCUACAACGGGUACGUGGGCCCUGACCACGACGUGGAGUAUCCCGUCACGUCGUCUGGAAUCUACUGUGUGUACGUAGCCGUACCCAGCGGCACCAGCCCCCAAAUAAGUGUCACUUUCCACCAGGGCCAUGGCAAGUUGCCUUACCUCAGCUACGUGUUCUACACCCAGCAGAAAUGGGUGGUACUCGUGGGCACCGUCAUCUUUGCCUACUUGUUCCACUACAUCUUGCGGUUCAAGGUCGACUCCAACGUCGGCAACUUGGACUCCAUUUCCUUGAUCUCCAAGGGAGUCAUUUUCUUCGUGCUCUUCCCCUACAUCCUCCUAGCCUUCACCCAGCUAGUCAUUGGCUUCUUCAAGAACAGGUUCGAUUCGUCCAUCAUCCUCUACUUGGCCGAAACCACCAACGUUCUCCUCUACUCAGGCUUCAAUGUGGUCCUCCAGUUCUUCGUACUUCUUCUUGCCAUGGGAUAUGGCGUGAUUUACUACCACGAGGGCGGCUCCAGGAACUACCGCUUGUUUCCUACUGUCUACUUGAAGAAAGCAUCGGUCUUAUUGUUGAUCAACUUGUCCUUGCUUGCAAUCAUAGUGGUUUUUGGUAAAUUCAUUUUCAGCGCAACCUCCCCCAUGGCCUCCAACGAUGACCCAUUGUCCAUGCUCUACCUUGGCCUUGGUGGUCAGAACUUCAAGUUGACCGGUCUUCAAAAGGUGCUAUUGCUGUUGUCGUACAUCUUGUCGCUUUUCAACACCGUCUGGUUCGUUGUCACCGUGUACUACUACUUCAAAACGAGAAAGACCAUCAACUCGUUUCCCCCCUCGGAAAACGAGGACGCCAAUUCCAGAAUCAUCAAGUCCUACAGACGCUCCGUGUUGGUGAUUUUCGUGUUGCCUCUUCUCAUAGGCCUUCUUGGUGUUUCGAUUGGAAUUUACCGCACUAUGAACAACGUUUCCGACGAACGUCUUGAUUUCAGCGAAAGCAGGAUUGAUGUCAACUUAUCUGUCUUGUCGAUGUUGGUAUUAGAGAACACAUUGACUGGUCAAUUGCACAUUCUCUUUAUUACCCAGCACUUGUCGUUUUUCUUGAUGGUGAUACUACUCUUUGCAAUCUGGAUCAAAGACAAUAACGGAUUGAUUGUCGAAAAGGGUACAGUAUUAGACGGGCAGUUUGACGUUGAGAGCGAGGACGAAAUGACCAUUUGA
This is a messenger RNA of Suhomyces tanzawaensis NRRL Y-17324, 1518 nucleotides long. RefSeq lists its product as uncharacterized. The transcript has a single exon. The coding region runs from base 1 to 1518 and encodes 505 amino acids. Lineage: Eukaryota; Fungi; Ascomycota; Pichiomycetes; Serinales; Debaryomycetaceae. The record is from RefSeq and is a predicted model, not a curated record.